GAGCCGCGCUGGCGACUUACGACAAAGAGUUCAGCUUUGUCAGCCCAGUUGUCAAAUAUCUACUUUUCCUUUUUAAUUUAAUAUUUUGGACAGAACAAGAUAGCGAAGGCUUGUAUCAGGGUCCAGAGUCACAUUCACUGCUCAUUGCUGGACCCUCUUCAUCUCAGCAUCACACAACUUCUCCAUCUCCUUGGUAACGGUAUCCUCCAGCUGAGACGCAGCUCUCCUUAAGUUCCCCACACACAGAUCACAGUAAACACUAAUCUUAGUCCAGUCCCUGGUGUUCAUGGGGUGCACAGGGAUGGGAAGCUCUGGACUAGAUGAAGGUCCUCAGUGUGUGAAAUCUGCUCUAGCUCAGUGCCUCUCCUCUUUAACUCAGUGAUUUCCUGCUCCAGCUUUUUAAUGAGCCCUUCAGCCCGCCUCUCUGCUGAUUUCUGCUUCUUCUCAAUCACCCCAAUAAGCUCAGCCUGGCUUCUUUCAAUGAACUCCACCAGAGCAGUGAAGAACUGCACAUCUGCUAUUUCUCAAUUUGCGUCUUUCUUGCUGGCCUCCACAGAGCGUUUUGAUAUCACUGAUCUUCUGCAGUCGCUCCCGGAUCAUUUGUUGCACUUGUGACUCCGUCUUCCCCAGCUGAGCCUUCCUCUCCCCAAACUCUUCCUCGAGAGGGACGGUGUAGUGAGUCUUGUGGUCCGUCUCUGUGAAGAACUGACACACACACACACACACGUCUGGUCAGUCCUACAGAACAGCUCCAUGAGUGUGUUGUGCUUCUUACACAUCAUGUCUUCCAGGUUCUCCGCAGGGUUGAUCAGUUUGUGUCUCUUCAGUGCUGGGGCUAUCUGAUGAGGCUGCAGAUGAUCUCAUUGGUGUUGAUGUCGAUUGGCAUUUACGCCAGGAUGAUGAAACAUGCCGAGGCAGCCAUGGCCUGUCUAGCGGUGGACCCUGCCAUCCUGCUGCUGAUCGUGGGGGUGCUCAUGUUCUUCAUCACCUUCUGUGGCUGUGUGGGCUCCCUCAGAGAGAACAUCUGCCUCCUACAGACAUUCUGCAUCUUCCUGACUAUCAUCUUUCUGCUGCAGCUAGCUGCAGGUGUCCUGGGCUUCGUCUUCUCAGAUAAGGCACGGAAUAAAGUGAGUGAGAUUAUCAACAAUGCCAUCGUUCACUACAGGGAUGACAUUGACCUCCAGAACCUCAUCGACUUUGGUCAGAAAGAGUUCAGCUGUUGUGGAGGUGUCACCUACACCGACUGGUCUCAGAACAUGUACUUCAACUGCACCACAGACAACCGCAGCCGAGAGCGCUGCUCUGUUCCCUUCUCCUGCUGCCUGCUGUCUGAGGCGGUCAUUAACACAAUGUGUGGUCAGGGGAUGCAGGAGCUGCCAUAUCUGCAGGCUGGUGCCUUCAUCCACACCAAUGGCUGCAUCGACAAGCUGGUCAACUGGAUCCACAGCAACCUGUUCAUGCUAGGGGGCAUCGCCCUGGGUCUGGCCAUCCCACAGCUGGUGGGGAUCCUCUUGUCUCAGAUUCUGAUCAACCAGAUAAAGGACCAGAUUGAGCUUCAGAACUACAACCUGCAGCACCGUACUGACCCUUGGCAGUAACCUGGUCAUGAUCAGGUCCUACCCGAUCAAACUGGACCAGGACUAGGUCAUCAACCCCAGGGUCACCCAGGGGGUGUGGGAGUCUGGAAUUCUAACCCCUUUCUGCUAGAUGGGGCUCAAGCUUUCAUGUAGAUGGUGUUCAUUUUCAAGGCUGCUUGAUCAUUUCAAUGGUGCAGGGACUGGCUUUGAGGCCAAAGAUUCUGGUUGGAUGAUCCACCAUUUGACAAGAGUCGAGGUGGUCUGCUCUCUUUCUGCGUUCUUGACUCUUGCGUGUCUUUUUGUUCAGUAUAUAAUCUAACCAACUGAGCUACCAGAACCAAUGGUUUAUUUCCUGAAUGGGUUGAUGUAGCUGAGGGACCAGACCCAUGUGAAAUGACUGAGAAACCAAGGUUCCGAAAAGGUCUAGAUGCCUGGACAGUGUGUCAAUGUGUGCUUGUUUCGUUUUAGCUCACCCAGUAUCCUGGAUGGGUGGAGUUUUCACUUUAUGACCAAUGGAAUGGUCAAUGUUGAAACUCUGCCCACCCUGUGCCCCAGGGGAGCUAAAAUGAAUGCAUCUAAUCAGGAAGUACUCCAGCCAGACAGCCAAUGGAGAACUCCUCCAUUCACAGCUAUUCGUCAUUUGACUCAUCUCAAAUAUGGCACGAUCUGUAAUUUAUUGAAAAGGGAAAAAACCCAGCAACCGGAGUCCAAACCCUGCUGAAAUAAUGUAGACUCUGUCCAGUUACUUUUUUGUCAAUGUGGUUUACGACAUUGAUCUGUUAUUUAUAUCCAUCCAGUGAUCCGCUAAUACUCUCAUAGAGUUGAGAACAAGACAAUUCUGUCGGCCCUUCUCAAAUAUGAAAGCGCAAACCCAAGUAAUGUAAUAAGCUCAUUAGCUUUACAGUCAAUUUAGCUUGUGUGUAUGUUAAAUCUCCCAACUGUAGUUUGCCAUGCAUGCUAUAACAAGUUUUAUAAACUGGGUUGUUUGAUCCCUGAA
Messenger RNA from Oncorhynchus nerka (sockeye salmon), 2574 nucleotides. It is a transcript of the gene tspan33a, whose product is annotated as tetraspanin 33a. NCBI's taxonomy places the organism in Eukaryota, Metazoa, Chordata, Actinopteri, Salmoniformes, Salmonidae. The record is from RefSeq and is a predicted model, not a curated record. The coding region runs from base 843 to 1598 and encodes 251 amino acids. Gene Ontology annotation, cellular component: plasma membrane. The transcript is spliced from 9 exons.